AUGACCUUUCAAUCAUUUUGGGACAGUUUUGAUAGUGCUAUCCAUUCAAACCAAGUAUUAAAUGACAUUUCUAAAUUCAAUUACCUCAAAAGUCUCUUAGAAGGAAAUGCGAGUCUUUCAAUCCAAGGUUUAGCCAUAAUAGGUGAAAAUUAUAGAACUGCAAUUAAAAUUCUUAAAGAAAGAUUUGGAGACGAACAAGUGAUAAUAAGCGCUCACAUGGAUGCUCUUCUCAACAUUCAACCUACUCAAAGUAAUAAAGUAUCUGAAAUCCGAACAAUCUUCGACUUAGUCGAAAUUCAUACUAAAAACUUAGAACUCUUAAAUGUUAACUCAGAGGAUUUUGGUCCAGUACUUGUAUCAUUAGUAAUGAGUAAAUUGCCUAAAGACUUUAAACUCGACAUUACACGAAAGAUGCCUCAAGGAAAGUGGAAAAUAAUAGACCUUAUGAACUGCUUCAGAGAGGAACUUAUAGCUCGUGAGCGUUGUAUAUCUAUGGAAAAAGGAAUGAGUAACUUAGACAUAAAUCAAGAUCAUUUUCCAAAAUACAUAUCAACAUUGAACUCUCAACAAAAACAUGUAAAACCAAGAGAGUGGCAACCCAAAUCAGUUAAGCUCAUUUCUUGUUCAUUUUGUAAAGGUAAGCAUCCAAGUAAUCGGUGUAAUGUUGUUACAGAUUGUAAUGGUAAGCAUCAUAUUUCAAUUUGUGAUAAAAAAAACAAUGCUGGAGCUUAUGUAAACUCAAAUUCAGAUAAAACCAUACCAGACACCUCAGUCAAUGUUGUUGGUUGUCAAGAUAAUAUUCUCCUACAAACUGCAAAUGCUGAAAUAUCAGACACAAGCAACUCAAUAAAGAAAACUAAAAUUGUUGCAAGAGUGUUAUUUGAUAAUUGCUCUCAAAAGUCCUUUGUGACAUCUGAUGUAAGAAAGAAGUUGAAUCUCAAAACUAUUCGAAACGAAAUUCUAAAUGUAAAAGUGUUUGGAGAAAGCUGUGAAAAACCUCGAAAAUUUGACCUUGUCAGUAUUAAAAUUAAAAACAUCCAAACCAAUCAUUAUUCUACAAUCGAAGCAUAUGUUACACCAAUCAUAUGCUCUCCUAUUAUCAAUCAACGAAUCGACCUUGCAAAAUUGCAGCACACAGAAUUAGCCAAUAUACCGAUAGCUGAUGAUUUAAAAGAUGGAAAAGAAAUUAACAUAUUAAUAGGUGCAAAUUACUACUGGAACUUUGUAACAGGACAAUUAAUUAGAGCAAACCAAUCACUAACCGCAGUAAACACAAUUCUUGGUUGGACUCUUAAUGGAAAUGUUAAAUCAAUUAAUUCUGCUUCUGUAAAUGUAGCAUAUGUUCUUCAUACAUCUUCUGAACCAAUCUUAGUUAAUUCUGACGAUCUUGGCAGUCUUGGUAAAUUCUGGGAAUUAGAAGAUAUUAAUGAAAUAAACACAACCUUUGACUUAAAAAAUUUCUAUGACAAAAUCCAGUUUAAUGGUAAGAGAUAUUCCGUACCUCUACCUUGGAAACAAGAACGCAAACAGAUUCCAGAUAAUUAUGAGAAAAGCAAACUCAGAUUGCUAUCAACUUACAAUCGUCUCAAGAAAAAUCCAAACUUAUUGCAACAGUACAAUGAGAUUAUACGUCAGCAGGAACAUGAAGGAAUUAUAGAAAGAAUCCCCGAUUUUCCACCACUCGUAGGAUAA
Messenger RNA from Hydra vulgaris (swiftwater hydra), 1692 nucleotides. RefSeq lists its product as uncharacterized. The record is from RefSeq and is a predicted model, not a curated record. Lineage: Eukaryota; Metazoa; Cnidaria; Hydrozoa; Anthoathecata; Hydridae.